AGAAGCUAUUCCUAAAAGUUUUUUAAGUUUUACUUAAAAUAUAGCUUGAUUAAAUUAUUAUUCUAAUAAAAUAUUUUGUUUUCUUACUUCGGCUAGUUUUCGUUAACAGUUUGUGAGUGGAAUUACGCGGUUCGUCGAUAGAUGGAUAUUUGUUUGAAUACAUAACCUCUACAAAAUAAUUAUAACCUAAAACUAAAUGAUCAUUUGCAGAUAAGGUCUCCAAUCAUUUAAUAAAGCAGUGCUUUUUUAUUUUCUUGGCAUUGCAUUUUGCAUUGUGCAAAGUUGAUGACCAUUAUGAGUUCCAAGUUAGAUAAAAUAGUUAAAACUUACAAGUCACUGGCUCAAAUACCAGCUUUAGCAGGAGCACAAAUUUACCACUCCAACGUUAUAAACACAGUAUGGUCACAGAGGAAUUUAGAAAAAGGGAAGUCAACAAAAUUCAGCCGCACUCUGAUAUUAAAUGGACAUAAUGUGGAUGAAACAUUUCCUUUGGAUAUUACUAGCGAAAUUUUAUCUAUAAUUUCUGAAUCAAAAAAUUUGAGGGCUGUUCUCAGGGAAAAUGACACCAAACAGUUUCUGGAAAUUUGGAAAAAUAACAACCUUUUGCGCUGUGUGGAUUUGGGUGGUUUAGAUAUUCACGGAAAUGUGUAUUCUGAUGGAGAAUUUGGUUCUUUUGAGUUUUCCCCAGAUGAGAAAAAACUCUUGUAUGUUGCCGAAAAGAAACCACCUAAGAGUGAACCCUUUUAUAAACGCAAAAAACCUGAAGAAGAUGGUAAUGGUCCCAAACCUACUAAAGGAGAUGAGUAUGUGUUUGAGCAGGAUUGGGGCGAACAAUUGGUGGGAAAAAAGAAAUCUGUUAUUGCCCAAUAUGAUAUUGAAAAUGACAGCGUUGAGAUUUUGGAUGGUAUUCCAGACAACAUCUGUAUUGCCCAACCCAAAUACUCACCUGAUGGUUUGUACAUUGCUGGUAUAGCAUAUUUUACAGAACCUAGAAAAUUGGGUCUUAUUUACUGUGGGAACAGGGCCAGUACCAUUUUUACCCUUGAUUUUGAAGGCAAUUAUUUGGCCUUGUCUCUCAAUAAUAAUUCAGUAAAAGCGCCGACAUUUAGCCCUGAUGGAAAAACGCUACUUUGGUUGCAGAGGUCUGCUGGUGGGCCUCAUGCCUCCGGUAUGGCUCUAGUCAAGGCAGAUACUCCGCUAUCUAAAGAUUCCCUAGUGAAGACGGUGGUGGAUAUAGUCCCUUCAAAAAAGAAGAUAAGCGAGGAUAAAGAUUUUUAUGGAUUAUAUAACAGUGGCUUCCCAAAACGCUGCUGGGCUACCAAAAACAGAUUAUUAUUAAAUACAAAUCAAAAAUAUACCAUUAAUUCUUAUGUUGUUAAUGUAGAUAAUGGUGAAAUAACUGAAUUGGAAUUUGAUGCGGGCAGCCAGUUGGUGAUAGAUGUUUCAAAGGACACGGUCUUAGCGUUGCGACGUAAUUUUCUUCAUCCCGAUCAACUGGUAAUCGGUAACUUACCAGACACAGGCUCUGAAAACCAGAUUCAAUGGCAAGAUUUAACCCCGAAAACGAAAAUUCCGGAGCUAAACGAUUUGAUUUACAAGUAUUUGGAUUUGAGCGCUCCCCACGGUAAUGUCACUGAAUUCAAUUCGAUUUAUUUAGGGCCGAGUUCCGGGAACGAAAAGGAAAUUCCGCUGGUGGUGUGGCCCCAUGGUGGUCCGCAUUCCGCGUUCGGCAAUUACCUUUUCCUAGAAGCGGCCAUGUUUUUAUCUAUGAAGUACGCCAUUCUAUUGGUAAACUAUAGGGGCUCCCUGGGGUCCGGAGAAGACAGCGUUCAGUUUCUCCCAGGUAAAGUAGGUGUCGCUGAUGUCGACGAUUGCAUUCAAGCUACCGAUGCCGCGUUGAAGAUGUUCCCGUGGUUAAAUCCCGAGGGUUUGGUGUUGUGUGGUGGCUCUCACGGUGGUUUUUUAGUUACCAUGCUUAGCGGUAUGUUUCCCGACAAAUUUAAGGCGGUCAUCGCCAGGAAUCCGGUGAUUGACAUUGCCUCAAUGAGUAUUACUUCUGAUAUACCCGAUUGGUGCUACGUUGAAGCCGGCAAGGAGUAUACGCAAAAAGGCGAGCUAGAUGACGACUUGUUGCUGAAAAUGCGCAGGAUCUCACCCAUAUACCACGCCCACAAGGUAAAAGCGCCGACACUAUUGCAGAUCGGAUCCAAAGAUCUGAGGGUACCCGCUCAACAGGGCAACGAGUAUUACUGCAGAUUGAAGACCAACGGCGUGAAUGUCAAAAUGAAUCUGUACGAUGACAAUCAUCCCUUAGGAUCGGUGCCAAACGAAAUUGACAAUAUCAUAAAUACGAUUUUGUGGAUAGAGGAGCACUUGGGGUUGGGUCAGUCACCCACCUCGUGAAAAAAUAAAACUUUAAGGAUAAACGUUUGUUUUACAUAAUAAAUUACUACUCUAUUGCAUGUCAGGAUCUUAAAAAAUCUUUUUUUUUUUUCAAGGGAAAUUUUGAAAAUGUCAAUGGAUGGGCGUUUUAACUUGAAAUCGUACUGAUUUUGUCGUGUAUCUCGUCGUUGAUAGAUAUGAAACAAUCACAGAUUUAGAAAAAGAAUCUGGCUCAAUUGCACUAUCGAGAUUCUGCACGGGUCCGGUAGUUCAAACGAACCGAGCGUGUUUCAAAUUAACCGAGUUUCAUCAAGUUUGAAUUAA
Cylas formicarius (sweet potato weevil) is the source of this 2706-nucleotide messenger RNA. Its product is annotated as acylamino-acid-releasing enzyme-like. Bases 286 to 2403 code for a protein of 705 amino acids. Gene Ontology annotation, biological process: proteolysis. The transcript has 13 exons. Lineage: Eukaryota; Metazoa; Arthropoda; Insecta; Coleoptera; Brentidae. The record is from RefSeq and is a predicted model, not a curated record. Gene Ontology annotation, molecular function: serine-type endopeptidase activity.